AUGGUCAAAAAACUAGUCACCAGUACCGAUGAUCAAACUUGGACAAACAAAGAUGGACUGAUCCUUCUACUGGGUCGGCCGGAGCUUGAAGGCGAAGAAAAAGUGAUAGUAAAGCUCCCAAACUUUUACAAAUCGAUCCUAGCCACCCCAAGGAAAGUCAAUCCAUUGUUGGAGAAUGUAAAGGAUACGGACCUCUGGGUAUCUGAAAAACUAGGCCUCGGAAAGGCUUUCCAGAAGUUUGCGGAGAUCGAGAUCCCACUAUUAUGUUCCGCUAUGCUCCCAAACGCGCCAGAACAGCCGUUAAGGGCUCUUCUGGAAUGGAUGUCUUGGGUCAUUUUCUUUGAUGAUCGCUAUGAUAGAGGCGAUUUCGAAGGCAAACCCAUUGAAGCUGCUCAAGAUAUUCUUGAGACGUUAGCGAUCCUAGAUGACGACCACCCACCAAUUCCAGUCGAGGAGAAUGCUUUAAGACACAUUUACCAAUGCGUCUGGAAAAGAAUAAGUGCAAAUGCGCCUCCGGACGAAAGAGCUCGAUUCAAACUAGCUAACCGAGAUUAUAUGAUCGGGCUCUUGUACCAGGACAAGUUGAUGGGGAAAAGAAACACGAUCCUAACCCCUGAGGAAUAUAUGUCGUUUCGGCGGAAAACUAGCGGGGUUAGGACGGUAGCACUUUUUUCGGAAUGGGCUGUUAAUUUAAACGCUAAAAUUCCACUUUACGUUAUGGAACAUCCAUCCGUGAAGGAUUUUAAGGAACUAUCCGAUGAAAUUAUAGCCUUGUGUAACGAUAUUAUAUCUUCGGCAAAAGAAAUACAAGGUUUUACUCUACAAGAGGCAAUGGACAAAGCUGGGGAAAUGGUUUUCCAAACAUACGAAAAAUGGGAGGAAGCGUUACGCGAGCUACCUACAUGGGACGAGGAGAUCGAUGCGAACGUAGCGAGGUUGAUUCAAGGGUAUGCUGAUGCAUGCUGGGGAAACCUUGACUGGAGCUAUCAUACUGCUAGAUAUUUAGGGAAUGACCGAGAAAUGGCUCGUGCUACAGGGUUCGUAUCUUUUUAUGUCAAAGAUGUUCGGAAAAUCCAGGAACUGGCAGGGAUCAAAAAAUAA
Molecule: messenger RNA, 1101 nt
Organism: Orbilia oligospora ATCC 24927
Lineage: Eukaryota; Fungi; Ascomycota; Orbiliomycetes; Orbiliales; Orbiliaceae
Exons: 8
Coding region: 1-1101 (366 amino acids)
Source: RefSeq, a predicted model, not a curated record